Messenger RNA from Amoebophrya sp. A25, 1266 nucleotides. The record is from the annotation of a GenBank genome assembly. NCBI's taxonomy places the organism in Eukaryota, Dinophyceae, Syndiniales, Amoebophryaceae.
AUGAAAACUUUGAAGAAAUCGAUGUCGAAGGCUUCACGGGCAAGCUUCAAGGCUGCUGCGAGCUCGAGCAAACUAGAAGCCGUUAUGAAGGUUGCCAAGCCUGCGAUGAAGUCAGCGGCUGGCACUCCUUCUACAUCAAUGAAGAAAGCGAUGAAGAUGUCCACCUCGAGCAUGGGGGCUAAGCGACCGUCCGGUGCAGGAGGUGUUCUGGCAGGUUAUAGCUCGAAAUCGACCUCCGCAUCUUCGUCAUCUUCAAACCCCACAUCGGCAGUGAAGAUUACGCAACACCUGAGUACAGCAGAAGCCGAUGCACUGAAAUCUUCGCUUUACUUCAUGCACGUUCCGGAAUUGCGGAGCAUUUGUGCGGAGAAACUAGGGUUGCCUCAGGAUGGCACGAAGGAUCUGCUGGUUCAGCGUAUAGCGAUUUACGUAGGAAGUGGAAGUAAUGAAAAUAAAGACACUAAUGGCAGCAGCAGUAAACCAAUACUGCAGAAGCCGAAAAUGCCUGCAAGUGCAAAACUCGCUGGUCCUCCGGCGUUGGAUCGGGUACAAGCAUUGCCGACGAAGGCGCAGAACUUCAUGGUUUACGGCGUGUACAAGAACGACUUAGUGCACAGAAUGUUUUUCCAAAAACAUCUGGGUCCGAAGUUUCAUUUCACGGCGGCAGGAAUCAAAUGGCUCAACGCACAGUGGCACAGGGGCGUCCGGCCACGUUUCCAGGACUACAUAGACUUCUGGACCAAAGACCAGGCAGAGCGAUCCUCACCAGGGACUGGUACUGCGGAGAAAGCUAUGGGAGUAAAGAAGUCGUCGGGCGCAAAGUCCUCCUCAGACGUACCAAAGAAGGGCAAGAUAUCUAGCGAACUAGCCACACUACAAUUCAACCAAUUUCAGACGCGCAAUGCAGGAUUGGGUAGAGAGGAAAUGCUAGAAAAAUGGGAAAAUGAACGCAUGGGACACAAGAAAUGUGCAGAGGAGUUGUUGCAACGAUGUCUGGUGUUGAAUAGAUAGAAUGGUCUUUGUGAUAGAACGCACAGAGCUUCUGUUUCCUGUGCUGGUAAUUCGCAUUGAUUCAUUUCAAAUCAAGAAGUUUUUCUUUUGAAUUCCCUCCUGAGUUUGCUUUGAGGCUCUCUUGACAAAACACGAUCAAUCUGCUUUGUCAUGCGAAACUUUCAGGAUACCGACCUUCAGUCGAUUUUUUAGAAAAAAACCAGCCUCCGAAGGAGUUUCAAUUUAUUCGUGGAUCCGUGUGUGGUAGUGGUACAU